AUACCGGACAAAGUCCGAGGACAUCCCGGCUCUGCUCAUUUGCAACCGAAAAACCAUCAAACAAACAUCAAUGGAUGAAAUUCUUUCUCCAUUGAUUAAGGACUUGCUAAAGCUGGAGCGUUGCGGUUUAUUCAUCGAAGACAGUGGUAUCACCUUGAAAGUUCGCUUGGCUUUCGUGAUAGGCGAUAAUUUAGGCGUAAACGAGUUGUUGGGGUUCAAACAGUCGUUUGCAAAUUAUUUCGUCUGCCGGAUGUGCGGCGCCACUAAGCAAGUUCUUCAAGAUCGGCCAAUUGCUGGACAUUCAUUGCACAUCCAUACCAGCAACAAUGCCGAUGCUCGGCAUAAUCCAGAAAAGUUCGGAAUCGGUAGGGAGACCAUAUUCACCAUAUUAAACUGCAAUCUAUUCAAGUUGGCCCCUCCCGACCUCUUUCAUGAUAUCUUGGAGGGUAUCUUACCCGAUAUCAUCCAACUGAUUUUAGUUGGUUUGAAAGUUAGGAAGGGAGAUUUGAUGAAGUUGAUCAAAAAAAUCAAAUGGGUCAACUAUGCAGUUGGGAUAGAUCCGAAUUUCACCGUGAUGGGAAAGGCGUUGCAGAAAUUUGAGUUUUUCUGCCGUCUAGUGGAAAUGUUCCCAUCAUUGAUGACGGAUGGAAGCAAUCAAGCCGCAGCAUAUCGCAAUCUGCGUUGCUUGAUUUUUUCGAUAUUUUCAAGAUCGAAAAUUGAGGAUUUGAACAAAGUGCAGACAGCGAUUUCGGAAUUUGCUCAGGCAAGUAUUUCUAUAAAAUUUAUGUUUUAA
Molecule: messenger RNA, 793 nt
Organism: Dermatophagoides pteronyssinus (European house dust mite)
Lineage: Eukaryota; Metazoa; Arthropoda; Arachnida; Sarcoptiformes; Pyroglyphidae
Source: RefSeq, a predicted model, not a curated record